CCAAGGGACCGCACAUUCAUUGUGAAGCUCGAGAAGGACUUACAGAGCUUCAUUAUGUCCAACACUGAUUCUUAUCUUUUGGCACCUAUGAAUUCGUAUUACAGGCUGAUCACUCAUCAAACUGCAGAAUACUAUUGCCUUGGACAUACGUUA
Messenger RNA from Williopsis jadinii, 153 nucleotides. It is a transcript of the gene RBS1, whose product is annotated as Rbs1p. NCBI's taxonomy places the organism in Eukaryota, Fungi, Ascomycota, Saccharomycetes, Phaffomycetales, Wickerhamomycetaceae. The annotation marks the transcript as partial. The record is from RefSeq and is a predicted model, not a curated record. Gene Ontology annotation, molecular function: nucleic acid binding. Gene Ontology annotation, biological process: galactose metabolic process. The transcript has a single exon.